This is a messenger RNA of Manis javanica (Malayan pangolin), 867 nucleotides long. The record is from RefSeq and is a predicted model, not a curated record. NCBI's taxonomy places the organism in Eukaryota, Metazoa, Chordata, Mammalia, Pholidota, Manidae.
UUUCAUGAAGCUGCAAGAGAAAUAAUCUGGUUAGAAAGAGAAGAGCGAGCCAGGCAGCACUAUGAGAAGCACCUGGAAGAGCGGAAGAAGAAGCUGGAGGAGCAGAGGCUGAAGGAGGAGCAGAGGAGGGCUGCUGUGGAGGAAAAGCGGAGGCAGAGGCUCGAGGAGGAUAAGGAGCGCCAUGAAGCUGUUGUACGGCGCACAAUGGAGAGGAGCCAGAAGCCAAAACAGAAGCAUAACCGGUGGUCAUGGGGAGGCCCGCUCCAUGGAAGCCCCAACAUCCACACUGCAGAUCCAGACAGGCGGUCAGUUUCCACCAUGAAUCUUUCGAAACAUGUUGAUCCCGUCAUUAGCAAGCGGCUCUCCUCUUCAUCUGCAACUUUGCUAAAUUCUCCAGAUAGAGCUCGCCGCCUGCAGCUCAGUCCAUGGGAGAGCAGCGUUGUUAACAGACUGCUGACGCCCACACAUUCGUUCCUGGCCAGAAGUAAAAGCACAGCUGCCUUGUCUGGAGAUACAGCAUCUUGCAGCCCCAUCAACAUCACGCCCUACAAAGCUGCCCAUUCUAGAAAUACGAUGGAUCGACCAAAAUUCUGGGUAACACCACCUGAGGGCCCCGCACGGAGGAGGACUAUUCAUGGCACAGCGGUGAGUAGCUGUCGGGGCAGACAGGCGAGCCUGCUGUUUGUGUGCAGAGUGGGCCCCACCCCGAGGGGCAGUGUGGACGCGAGAGUGAGUGGCGGCACCCACCGUCCCAUCCAUUCCCACCAACCUCAAAUCUGGUGGCCAGGCGGUAGUGUCCCCACACUUUCUCUCCACUCGGGAAUUUUGCUCCCACUCAAAAGUGAAAAGUGAAAACUUCAUUGUUCA